Molecule: messenger RNA, 1274 nt
Organism: Acaulospora colombiana
Lineage: Eukaryota; Fungi; Glomeromycota; Glomeromycetes; Diversisporales; Acaulosporaceae
Source: the annotation of a GenBank genome assembly
UGCCAUACCAAUACAAAGUCGGUCAUACUUUGUUCCCUACCACGCCAACAAAAAUUAUACCUACAUUAGAUCAUGAGUUGGGAUUUUCAGGAUUCCCAAAAGGCGCCGCUAAUCGCAUCCCAGUUGAGAUUUGGGAGUGCAUUCUCAGCUUUGCUCUCACUUGGCCCCUACUACCCUCGGAAGACGACGAGUUGAUUAGGAAUAUACGACUGUUCUCGCACGAUUGUGAGAAUCUCGAAGAGUUCCAUCGUACCGAGCGGACCCGAACGAAGCUUCAGUUGGUCUGCAGCAUCUGGAAUGAGAUCCUCAAGCAGCAAUCGAAGCGUCUAUGGAUGGGUCCACCUUCUAGCCUUUCAACAGCAUCGUCUUUUUCUAGAGUCAACUCGAUGGAUGCGCGAUGUCAUACCAACGGCGGCUGCUGUCUCCCAACAUGGCAAACGAUAUACGUAAUCGAUGCUGCAUCAACUCCAUUAUUCGACUGUAGUUCGACAGAAGUAAUUAUCUCUUACGAUAAAACGCUAUCGACCGAUGAAAUUUGUCAAUUCCCUAACCUACGUCUCCUCAGAAUGUGCACAGACGAGCGAGAAGGUGGUCUCCCUGCCGGUCUGCUCCCAAUAGUCUGUAACCUCCGACACCUGACGCACCUUCAACUUCGACAUCUAUAUCUUCCCGGGUUUCGCGAUCAACCCCUUCACCUACCUUGCCUACAUACAUUGGCGAUCGAGUACGAAAUCGUUGAUGGCCCCGACGAUGGACGAAAGCACGAUUAUCCACGAUUCAGUUUAUGGUAUUUACCGAGGUUAAUCAAUCUUGAGAUUGCAGGGCGCUUCCUAGGCCCGGUACCGGAUGUGGAAGAGGAAAUGAUGGAGCUUCUACAGAUGGUGGCCCCAACAUUGCAAGGCCUAUCCUUUGCAGUCACUGUCCAUCUAUACUCCAUCUCCUCUCUCCCUGGACGAUCGGCCUCACCUUUUGCCACCUACAACUCGAACGAAGAUUUCCUUUUAAAUCUUUAUCGGGCGAGAUACUGGGCGAUUGCAGAGUUCGGAAUGCCCAUUGGUUGGGCCACAUUGAGAAGGCAGCUGGAAAAGGAAGCUAUCGAAAGCGACUCUACCAACCCAGGAAGCAAAAGCAGUCAUAGCUUGGCUACACUCCUUCAUGCUCCCAAAGCAUCUUCAAGAACAAGUGAGGCACAUUGUGAGGAAUAUCAACUCACAAAUCAUGAUCUUGAGUGGAGACGAGAACCACAUGCUGAAAAUGCCAGGAGAAAGCUAUGA